Molecule: messenger RNA, 4080 nt
Organism: Owenia fusiformis
Lineage: Eukaryota; Metazoa; Annelida; Polychaeta; Sabellida; Oweniidae
Source: the annotation of a GenBank genome assembly
ACUCCUAUUGGACAAUCCAGAUUCAACUAAAAUGGCGCGAGACCAAAACAAUAUUGGAAUGCCUGGCUCCCUAGGUGUUCUUGAAGACAUGAUCUUGUAUAUGGAGUCACAGAUGGAGGCCUUGGAUGUCCUGCAAUCCUCUGGUCAUUUUAGCCUUUCUGGUUCACAAAGGCAAAAUUCACAUCACCAGUCGAGCAUCAGAUUCAAUGGUCGUCCCAUUCUGCCACCAGUGAUGACAACAGCGAGACGUGAAGAAAUGACUUUACACAAGCAUCAGGCUCUUAUUGCUGAGACUCGUUUACGUGCACGCAAACGUGAACGUCUAGUGGCCAAGGUGCAGGCAGUAGUGAAUGAUAUGGAGGAUCGAAGCACACCAAGUACAAGCCCUAGGCUGGACUCUCCCGAGGAAGAUCAUGGGAGCCAGGAGCAGGAGUACAAGGACCAGGACCCCAAGGAGCCUGAUAAAGAAAAUGAUAAAAUCUCACAAAAACUACCAAGUUUAGAGAUCAACAAAUCAGACACGGAACCAAUAGAACAAUCAGGUCCACAAAGUCCUUGUGAACAAAGUCCACAUGAAAACAGUCCUGAUGAACAUAGUUCGAGAAUUAAAAGUCCUGCAUAUGAAGCCAUUUUAGAAUCAAUCAAUGAAAGUGCCAAACCCAAUAAUAACUUCAACGUAGUUGCUGCAGUCAUUGCAACACGUCUCUCACUUGCAGAAAACUUGGACAAUAAAAAGUUGGAUACUACAAGUGCAACUACUGAAGAGCAUGUAGAUACAGAACCAAAGCAAACUGAUUUAGAUUUAAACAAUGUGACAGAGAAUUUACAAAAUGUCGAGUUAACAAAUGAAAAUAUCACAAAUAAAAAUGCUACAUAUGGCAAUUCAAGAAUAGAAGAAAUCAAAAGUGAGAAAUCUGGAAAUGGACCGGUUGCUGAUGAAAAUUCUGCAAAUGGAAAAGAUCUCUUAAAGGAUCAGACUGUAACGAUUAAGAAAGCUCCAAAUUCUGCUGAGGAUGUAACAGAGGAAGGUCUCCAGACCAUGAAGUCCACUUCAAGUUCCUCCACAACUAGUAGCUCAAACAGUGGUUUAAACCAAACUGUGAUAACUAGAGAUCAGUCCAGUCUUUUACAGAAUAUAAACAAUCAGGUGCUGACAUCUUUAAAUGAUGUGAAAAACUCUGAGAAUAAUAGCAAUAAAAAAGAACUGGAGAAAGAUGUUUUGCCUCCUGUACAAACUCAUGAGCAGAAUCCUAAAAUAAUUUCAGAUUCUGGUUAUACAAGUAGAAUGAUUGAAGAAUCUAAUUCUCUGAAUAACAACUCAGAGGUCAGACAAAACCAAACAGACAAUUUAUCAACAGCCCCUCUAGUGAUUAAACAGACUAAUCCAGGAAAGGACAAAAAUUCUGGAAAAACAAAUAAUGGGCUUAAAAUGGAGAAAGAUGGCGCCAGUGGGGUUGACUCUGACAUUGAUGACCGAAGUGUAAGAGCGAGCACCAUAUGUGAUAGUGAUGCCAUUAGCUUCUUCGGUGAAUACCACACCCUCCCUAGUCCUGGACCUAGCAAGACCCCUGAUGUAUCACAUAUUGCUUAUAAUGAGCCAAACAAAGACACAUCACAAGCACAUCUUGAGGUGUCCAAAAAUUCUGAUGUCCAGAAUUCUGUACAGACAACCCGUGAUAUGAGCCUUACAGCUAGUACUGAUAUAAUGCAGUAUAUGAAGGGGUCUCAAUGUACUGAUAUGGGGUCUUCGAAUUAUGCAGAUACACUUAACAGCCAUAUGACUUUACCAAGUUGCCAGGUUAAUACAUCACAAAUGAGUGAUACACAGACAAUAACACCUAAAGUAGGAGAUAAAGCUCAGCCAUUAAUGGGGCCAGUUGAUCCACGUGGCUCAUACAACCUAGACCAUCCCUCUCCAGCACUCCUGGCCAAUCACAAUAAAGGGUCACUACUUCGACGUGGUUCCUACAAUCUCGAGCACCCUUCCCCAGCAUUGGUAGCAUAUGCAGAGUCAAGGGCCAGUGGUACUAGCCCAGAGGACAUUAACAUGAGUAACAGAUCCAAAUCAGUUCAACGGAAACUGGAGUAUGAAAAUCAGAUUGAUAAAGAUUCAUUGAAUGAACAUAGUGAGGUGUCAACACAAUAUAAACCUAUUCUAAAAUCAACUCUGGAUAAGUCGAAAGAAAAACAAGCCAAACAAGAACAUUUAAAUAUGUACCUUUCUCAGCUGAGUCAGUUACCACCAACAGCUAAUCAAAUGCAGUAUAUAGAUGCCCAUGAUAUACAAAUGAAAACCCCAAAUAUAAAUUUAGAGACCCCUGGAGUUGAAAUGUCAACCCCUGAUAUGAUGUCUAAGGAAGCGCUACAAUUUAACCAAGAAUUACACGAAGACUUAACAGAGGAGCAACUGUUACAAAAACAAGCUGAACAUUUUGAAGAACUAUCUCAACAGCUGGUUGCACAGCAGCAGCUACAGCUGGCAACAUUACUACAACAGCAGCAAAAACAACAGGAGAUAUUCCAGAAAGAGCUGUUGGCUCAGGAACAAAGCUUUAAGCAACAAAGAACAAAGUUAGGAUCAAUGAACCAAAGCAGAAAAAGUCCACAAAAUGUACAAAAUAAACAGGAUACACCUAAAAGAACUUCCACAAGCCCAAGAGUUAGAUCGAGUCCAGUAAGCUUAAAGUCAAGUCCAGGAAAAGCUCGCACUUCUCCACGAAAUCAAUUUGUGAGUCCACCUACUAGACCAGUUCUACACAGGAGGAAUGUAUUACCCACAAAUGAACAUUUACCAGAGAACAUUGUUCGCGGAUUCUGUAAAUUAUCUGCUGCUGUGAAAGGUUACUUGACCAGAAGAUUACUGAGAACGGAAAAAGUUCAGGCCACCAUAAAAACAAUCCGUGACACGGCAGAGUUUGCCCUGAACUUUCAGGCAGAGACACCUAUUAAGAAAGGAGUGUAUUCUCGUCAGGACAAAAUUCUUAAUGAUAGGAUCUUAGCACAGCUUCAAGCCGCCAUGUUAGAAUUCUAUGAUAUUUUCUUCGAGAUAUCUAUUCCUGAGAAGAUGUCGCUCAUCGACCAAUCGCGUCGCUUAGAACAAGAAAAACUACAAAAAGAAUUCAAUGCAGUCCACCAAUCAAAGACCUCCAAGGCAAUAAGAGACAAGCGGCUUAGUGCUGCAACAUUGAAAGCAAUGGAAAGGAAGAAGAAAGCGCAGCUUGCAGAGGAGGCAGUUUUCUCCCAGAAUGCAUUGUCCCGCCCUAGAACUGCCCCACCAACAACAUCAAGUCCUAAAAGACGCAAAACUGACAUGGGAGCUGCAAUUAAGAGAAACUAUGGCCACCUCAUGUCGAAAGUUCUUAAACCGCUACAGACUAACAGUCCAAGAAUUAGAAAUAGCAACAGGCCUGUUACAGCCCCUCCACCCAAAACCACAGCUGGUUCCAACAGGCCUACAUCUGCUCUGUCAAGACCUACAUCUGCGCAGUCCAGACCUACAUCUGCUCAGUCCAGAGCAAAUUCUGCUCAUGCAAAAGAAGCUCCGAUCUCAAAGACCAGGAUUAUUCCUAAAGUACCAGGAACUAAAACAAAUGAAGGGGGAAUUCUUUCGAAGCCAACUGGACCAGGACAUAACAAAGACAAGGUUCCGACAAGAACUGUUGCACGUUAACUUGCGAUUAAAUGAAAUAGAUGUAAAAAUAAAACUUUGGAGUUGUGAGUCAAGACAUUCAUCAAAUAGUGGAUAUUGCAAUCGAAAUAUAUACAUGGUGUCCAUAAAUUGCAAUACAAAGUCUGUGUUAAGUUUAGAGACUUUAUGGACACUGUGUUACUUUUCAAGAUUUGUGGGUCUUGGUUCAGUUACUCAAAACAACAUUAGAGGACUCAGUCACAAAAAUUGGUCAUGAUUGUUUGAAUAGGAGUUCAUUCAUGGAGUUGUAUGUUGAAUGUGUCAAAGGUUUUCAUGAAAUUUCUGAGUUGUAUUCAUUGAGCAUACAUCCCUUGACAGUUUAUUUGUUUAAAUCUUUGAUAUUCAUCAUCAUAUUUGCAAACUGUUUAUUGCAUUAUGUAUUUAUUAUGAAG